ACGUCAAGUGAUAACCAUAUAUUUGAGUAUACUAGGUUAAAGGCUUUGAAAAUGGCUUUUAGUUUCUUUCGUUCAUUUCCAAUUUCCAGUUUUCCCGUACACUCAAAAUCGAAACGCUUCUCAUAUGAUGGGUCAAGCUUUCAUAGGUUAAUUAUUUCUUUUGCCUCACAAUGUGAAGCUACAAACAAAAUUUCUAUUGAAGAUGAUAUCGUAAUUAGACGAUCGGCUAAUUACGACCCAUCUAUUUGGGAUUAUGAUUAUAUUCAAUCACUCAGAAACGAUUUUGUACAGGAUGAAUCAUACAAGGAACGAGCAAGCAAACUAAAGGAAGAAGUGAGGAUGAUGCUUGAAAAUGAGGUGGAUCCUUUGGAGAAACUUGAGCUUAUUGAUACCAUACAAAGACUCGGGUUGUCCUAUGACUUUGGAGAUGAAAUAAAGAAAACUUUGAAGAAUAUAAGUAUCGAUCGUAGCACUACUGUUGCAAGGGACAAAGACAAUUUAUAUGCUACAGCUCUUGAAUUUAGACUGCUAAGACAACAUGGGUAUAAAGUGAAUCAAGAUGUUUUCGCUUGCUUCAUGGAUGACGUUGGAAACAUUAAAGCAAGCCUUAAUCAAGAUUACAAGGGAUUGCUCAACUUGUAUGAGGCUUCAUACCACUUAUUAGAAGGUGAAACAAUGCUGCAGAAUGCAAGAGAGUUAGCAGCUAAACUUCUCAAACAAUGUCUGAAGGAGAAUAAUGACAAUCAAUAUCUUUGGAUGCUUGUGGAACAUGCCUUGGAGCUUCCUCUACAUUGGAGGAUUCCAAGGUUUGAAGCUGGAUGGUUCAUAGAUGUGUAUGAGAAAAACAAGGAAAAAAAUCCCAUUCUUUUAGAGCUUGCUAUAUUGGAUUACAACAUAGUGCAAUCUAUGCACCAGGAUGAUCUUAGAUAUGUUUCUGCAUGGUGGAAGGAACUUGGUCUUGACAAGAGGAUGAGCUUUGCUAGAGAUAGGCUAAUGGAAAACUUCUUAUGGAGUGUGGGAAUGAUAAUUAGUCCUCAGAAUGGAAAAGGUAGAAGAAUUCAAACAAAGGUCAAUUCACUAAUAACAAUUAUUGAUGAUGUUUAUGACGUCUAUGGAACCUUAGAUGAGUUGGAGCUGUUCACAGAUGUUGUUGAAAGAUGGGAUAUAAAUGCAAUACAAAAGCUUCCAAACUAUAUGAAGAUAUGUUACCAUGCGCUAUACAAUUCGAUAAAUGAAAUGGCUUUUGACACUCUUAAGGAACAAGGGAUAGAUGUCCUUCCCUUCCUCAUUAAACUGUGGACAAAUCUAUGUAAAUCAUAUUUGGUGGAGGCAAAAUGGUAUUACACUGGAUAUACGCCAACCCUACAAGAGUAUAUGAAUAAUGCUUGGAUUUCAGUAUCGGGUUGUGUAAUUCUUGGUUAUUCCUAUUUAGCAACUGGUCGUAUAACAGAGGAGGGAUUGCACCACUUCCAAGAAUGUCACCCCAAUAUAAUUUAUUGGUCGUGCAUAAUUGUACGAUUAGCAGAUGAUUUAGGCACAUCAUCGUAUGAGCUCAAAAGAGGUGAUGUUCCGAAAUCAAUCCAAUGUUAUAUGAAUGAAAGUGGCACAUCUGAAGAAGAAGCUCGUGGCCACAUAAGGAAAUUAAUUGAUGCAACAUGGAAAAAGAUGAAUGAAGAACAAACGACCAAAUCUCCAUUCUCUCAGACGUUUAUUGAAAUUGUUAUGGACUUUACGAGAGUGGCCUUAUUGUUGUACCAAAAUGGUGAUGGAUUUGGUAUUGAAGGUAAUGAAACCAAGGAUAGAGUGUUAUCAUUAUUCAUUAACCCAAUUUCUUUGCCCAAAUGAUUAAAAACAUUGGAAUUAUUUUCCAAACUACAGAAAAUGGCAGUUUUUAGUAUAGUGCACCAAAUCAUUUUCUGAUAUUUUGGUAGUGUAAGGACUAUCCUACUACAUGUAUCCCUUUGCUUCUAAUGGUUUUUGCUUCUCCCCUUUGUAUCUCGUUUUGUUUUUGAAACUUAUGAACAUUUUCUUGUUCCUCUA
This is a messenger RNA of Gossypium raimondii (Peruvian cotton), 2040 nucleotides long. Its product is annotated as terpene synthase 10. The transcript is spliced from 7 exons. The record is from RefSeq and is a predicted model, not a curated record. The coding region runs from base 52 to 1845 and encodes 597 amino acids. Gene Ontology annotation, biological process: diterpenoid biosynthetic process. NCBI's taxonomy places the organism in Eukaryota, Viridiplantae, Streptophyta, Magnoliopsida, Malvales, Malvaceae. Gene Ontology annotation, molecular function: terpene synthase activity; magnesium ion binding.